This is a messenger RNA of Hemisphaericaspora subhashii, 1242 nucleotides long. RefSeq lists its product as uncharacterized. Gene Ontology annotation, cellular component: Swr1 complex. NCBI's taxonomy places the organism in Eukaryota, Fungi, Ascomycota, Pichiomycetes, Serinales, Debaryomycetaceae. Gene Ontology annotation, molecular function: nucleosome binding. The transcript has a single exon. The coding region runs from base 1 to 1242 and encodes 413 amino acids. The record is from RefSeq and is a predicted model, not a curated record.
AUGACUAAACAAUACAUCGUAAUAGACAAUGGGUCAUAUAAUAUAAAAGCCGGCUUCAAUUCGGGCGAAUCCACCUCCACUCCUCUCAAAAUCUCCAACUCAAUAACCAAAACACGAGAUGGUCUAAUCCACAUCGGAAACCAAUAUCAAUCCCACACCAACAAUUAUUCCGGCAUCCAAUUCAAACGACCCCAUGAUCAAGGACAUCUCACCUCUUGGGAAACCGAAAAGCCAAUCUGGGAUUAUACGUUGGAUCAGCUUUCACCCGACAAAGAGAUCGAUCCUGGGAAUGUUCAUCUAACCCUAACCGAGCCAGCAUUCCAAUUGCCCCAAUUAUCGAUCAAUACUGAUCAGAUCGUGUUUGAAGAAUAUGGAUUCAGUCAAUAUUAUCGAUGUAUGCCUGCCUCCUUGGUUCCAUUUGCCGUGGAUCCGAAUCUGGUGAAUACUGAUUUUCUGUUGGUGAUUGAUGCGGGAUUUAGUUCGACCUGGAUUGUGCCGAUGAUAUAUCAGAAUGUAUAUUGGGAAGGAGUGAGGAAAUUACCUGUUGGUGGGAGAUUAUUGAAUGGGUUAUUGAGAGAGGUGAUUUCAUUUAGACAUUAUGAUAUUUCCGAAGAUCCAAUAUUAAUAAAUACAAUUAAAGAGUCUACAUGUUUUUUGGCAACAGAUUUUAAUCAGACGUUGAAGAAUAAACAGAAAUAUCUUGCUGAAUUUGUAUUGCCAGAUUUUAAGACUACCACGACUGGGUUUGUUAAGACGAAGGAUACUCCUGAAAUACCUAGUGAUACACAGAUAUUAAAAUUAUAUGAUGAACGAUUUUCAAUCCCAGAAGCAUAUUUCCAUCCAGAGAUAAUAUUUGAUAAUAAUGAUAUCACUGCGGGGAAUUCAUUAGUUCAAAAUGCCCCAUUGAAAAAUUUGACAGAUUUGAUUGUAGAAUCAAUCAUGUCAUGUCCUGAAGUAACAAGACCUUUAUUACUGGCAAAUGUAUGUUUAGUUGGUGGAUCAGGAAAUAUACCUAAUUUCACAGAUAGAUUGAUACUGGAAUUAACCAAAGAGCUUCCUAUGAAUUGGAAAGUGAAGAUCCAUGCUACUCAUGAUGAUAUACCGUUGGAUGAAAUGAGUUGGUAUGGUGGAAUCAAUUUGACAAAUGAAGAUAUAUUGAGUAAUAUUAGUAUAUCAAAGAAGGAUUAUUUUGAACAUGGAGCCAAUUGGUGUCAGAAACAAUUUGGAUUUAAGAAUUUGUAA